Molecule: messenger RNA, 813 nt
Organism: Dimorphilus gyrociliatus
Lineage: Eukaryota; Metazoa; Annelida; Polychaeta; Dinophilidae
Source: the annotation of a GenBank genome assembly
GAAGUUGACAAAAUGGCCGUCUUCCGGUCGGAUCCUUGUGGAAUUUUGUGUAUGAUUAUAACGUAUUUGUGUGUCUGUUACGCCGACUAUGUUGUUGUCAAACAUUUAGUAAUUGCUUCUAUGUCUGAUUCGUUAUGGGGAGCUUUAAACGCCUUUGUAUUUAACAUAAUUAUUUUUCUACUGGUCGUAUCUCACUUAAGGGCAGUGUUUAGCGAUCCUGGUCUGGUACCAUUGCCUAGGAACCGAUUAGAUUUCUCAGAUAUGCAAGAAGAAAGAGGUUCUAAAGAGGAGGACGGAUGGACUGUGUGUAUGAAAUGCGAAACAUACAGGCCUCCUAGAGCACAUCAUUGCAGAGUGUGUAGACGCUGUGUGAAAAAAAUGGAUCACCACUGUCCUUGGAUUAACAAUUGUGUGGGAGAAUAUAAUCAAAAGUUUUUUAUUCAAUUUCUCUUUUACGUUGGUUUGUCUUCUCUCUACGCAAUAGCAUUAGUUAUAGCAUCCUUUGUUAUUGAUUCAAAUAGCUCUUCUAAGAACGAUGAAUCCGCUCGUACUAAACUUGUGCAUUCCAUUGUUCUGAUUAUUGAAUGUGUCCUUUUCGGCUUAUUUGUUAUAGCUAUUGGAUGCGAUCAGUUCCAAGCAAUUCUUAGUGAUGAAACAGCAGUGGAACAUGUGAAAGGACAAGGUCGAUAUCGACCGAAGAGACCGAAAAUAUCUCUGCUAGCGGAAGUCUUUGGUCGAGGGUCAAAAUGGCUAUGGCUGUGCCCCUUCUCUUUCCGUCCUAUUACAGUAGAAGUCGCAAACUAUGCAGUAUGA